AUGUUUGUGGUGUUGCUGAGCAAGCCUGUGUUCAGGGAGUCUCCUCGCUACGUGCUCUUUGCCCACAUGCUCUGCAACGACUCCAUCCAGCUGUUCUACUCUUCAAUCGUCAUCAUUUUAUUUUUUACCAAAAUUAGAACAACUAAGUCUGCGUGUUCAUUCCUAGUCUUAGUCACGUCUUCCACCUCGAUAAACGCUCCUCUCAACCUGGGUGUCAUGUCCUUGGAGCGCUACACUGCCAUCUGCUUUCCCCUGCGCCACAGUCAACUCGCCACCACCAGGAGAGCGUAUGUGGCCAUCGCUGCCAUUUGGUUCUUCGGACUGCUGAACCCAGUGGUGAAUUCUUUGCAUAAGUGUGUAACUGACCCACAUUUUUUCACUGAGCAGGUCGUAUGUGGUACUCAGGCAGUGCUCGAUGUCAGCCCAUGGCAAAUGUUGCUAUACCAUGCUCUCAAUGGCCUGUACUAUGUGACUGUGACUCUAGCUAUCGUCUUCAGCUACGUCAAUGUUGUGCGUGUGGCUCGGUCGGCGUCCAGCAAUGACAAGUCCACUGGCAAAGCACACCGGACUCUGCUGCUGCACCUGGUCCAGUUUGUUCUCUGUCUGAAUGUAUUACUGUAUAACAGUAUAGCCCGUUACCUUGCACUGGUUUUAAGUUCAGGGGUUUACGACGAUGUUAGCUUUGCCAUUUUUCUGUUGGUCAUCCUACUACCCAGAUGUCUAAAUCCCCUAAUUUAUGGCUUAAGGGAUGAGGCUAUUCGUAAACUCUUCAUGCUUAAUUUUACCUGUGACUUAUCUGGUGGAAAGUCAAAAAUAAAUGUUAAGUCAAUAUAA
Molecule: messenger RNA, 834 nt
Organism: Engraulis encrasicolus (European anchovy)
Lineage: Eukaryota; Metazoa; Chordata; Actinopteri; Clupeiformes; Engraulidae
Product: odorant receptor 131-2-like
Exons: 1
Coding region: 1-834 (277 amino acids)
Biological process (GO): detection of chemical stimulus involved in sensory perception of smell; G protein-coupled receptor signaling pathway
Cellular component (GO): membrane
Molecular function (GO): olfactory receptor activity; G protein-coupled receptor activity; odorant binding
Source: RefSeq, a predicted model, not a curated record